GACAGAAACUUAAAGCAAUGGCAGACGGUAACGACGAUGACAAACCAUCUGUAACUGUCGCAUCCAAGGUAUCAUUUGCGGAACUAUGUGGGCUACUGGAGAAAAUAUCCAAAACUCAAGGCAAUGACAAGAAGAAGCGAACUUUAACAGAUUUUGUUGAUAAAUGGAGAAACUUUCAUAACACCCUGCAUGAAGAUGAUAAAGACACGACUGACUCGUUCUAUCCUGCCAUGCGGUUAUUACUUCCUCAUCAUGAGAAGGAGAGAGUGGCAUAUGGAAUUAAAGAGCACAUGUUAGCCAAGUUGCUGAUUGAAGUGUUGUGUUUAGGGAAGGAUAGUGCUGAUGCCAACCGGCUGCUCAACUACAAAGCUCCAAAAACAGCAAGAGCUGAUGCUGGAGAUUUUGCUGGGGUGACCUACUUUGUGUUGAAGAACCGUUGUCCAGAGAGAGGAACACUAACCAUUCAGGAAGUUAAUGAUUGUUUAGAUGGCAUCGCCCAGAACAACGCAGCAAAGAAGAAGGAUCUGGUGAGGAAGAAUGUGCUACGACUGUUGACUAACAUGUCAGCCCUAGAGCUUAAAUGGCUCAUCAGAAUGAUAGUGAAGGAGCUAAAGGUUGGACUGAGUCAGGCAUCUGUCCUUUCAGUGUAUCAUCCCGAUGCUGAGGACUUCUUCAAUGUCAACAACAACCUGGAAAAGGUGUGUCGAAUGCUGAGAGAGCGGAGUGUACGGGUACAUGAGAUUGGUAUCAGCAUCUUCUCACCUUUUUCCCCAAUGCUGGGGGAGAGAGCUUCACCUGAUGAGGUGGAAAAACUAAUGGAGGGCAAGACCUACUUCAUAGAGACAAAGUUUGAUGGCGAGCGUAUGUUGUUACACAGACGAGAUGAUGAGUACAAAUAUUUCUCUAGGAGUGCUAAUGAAUAUACAGCCACAUUUGGGUCCAACAGUUUUGAAGGAAAUUUCACACCAUUUAUUCACGACUUGUUCAAGCCUGGGAUCAAGUCAUGUAUAUUGGAUGGAGAAAUGUUGGGAUACCAUGCUGAAACCAAAACUUAUGCAACAAAGGCAAUGAACACAGACAUCAAACGACAACAACAGGAAGGUUAUCAACCGUGUUAUAACAUAUUUGACAUUGUGGUACUUAAUGACAAAAUACUCACCAAUAAACCAAUUAGGGAAAGAUUACAGCUGCUGAAAACUGUGAUAGAGCCAGAGGAGGGCCGUGUACAGAUCAGUCAGCACACAGAGGCCAACACAAACCAGGAGUGUGCGGAUGCCCUGAACAAAGCUAUUGAUGGUAGAGAAGAAGGCAUCAUGGUGAAGAACCCGGACUCAGUCUACAGACCCAAUACUAGGAAGGGUGGCUGGAUCAAGAUAAAACCAGAGUAUGUGGGGGGUCUCAUGGAUGAGCUCGAUGUCCUGGUGGUUGGAGGGUACCUUGGAGUUGGCCACCGUGGUGGGAUGAUGUCACACUUUCUAUGUGCUGUAGCAGUUCCCACAGAUGAUGGGGAGAAGCCAGAAGUAUUCCAUUCCUUCUGUAAGGUUGGAUCAGGAUACUCUAAAAAGGAACUUGGAGAAUUUAACGAGAAGUUGAAGGAUCAUUGGAAAGUAUUUGACAAGAGGAAUCCUCCGUCUUCUGUUGUACUGGCUUCUGGCUUCAAGGAGAAACCAGACGCUUGGAUAGAGCCAUGUAACUCCUGUAUAGUCCAGAUAAGAGCAGCAGAAAUUAUCGACAGUGACCGGUUUAAGACAGGUUGUACACUUAGGUUCCCCCGUGUUGAGUGUUUCCGUGAAGACAAAGCCUGGCAUGAAAGCAUGACUCUUGCAGACAUUUUGGAACUAAAGGAGAAGUCUGGAGGUAAAUUAGCAGGUGGUAAGGUGGAACUUGCUGAUGGAGAAGAACCUGUAAAGAAAAAGAGAAAGAUUGUCAGUCGAGUAGUCCGUCCCACUCUUGGAGCUCAGUUUAAGGGCGCUGAUGUCACAUCUGUUACUCAGGUAUCAAAGAUGCUGGAAGGAAAAGAGUUUUGUGUGAUAAAUGGUCCGUCAUCUUUUCCAAAGCAUGCCAUAGAGACAAAAAUUGUAGAAUUUGGUGGUAGAAUUGUUCAAAAUCCAGGUCCAUCUACCUUCUGUGUCCUGGCAGACAAGGUAGCUGUCCGUGUCACCAACCUUAUUAAACGUGAUAUGUAUGAUAUUGUCAAGGUAACUUGGUUCCAGCGCUGUGUGGAGGCCAGCCGAUGGAUACCAUGGUCCCCAGCAGACAUGAUCCACACAUCACCUAAGACCCAAUUGGAUUUCAAGCAGCAAUAUGAUGAGUUUGGUGACAGUUAUGUGGACCCAACAAGUCCUGACCAGCUACAGACAGUGUUUGGAAGAAUAACUAAGGUUGAAAAUGAUAUGACAGAUCCUCUGGAGGUAGCUGAGAUUGAGGAGGCCUACUUCCCUGAUGAUUCUCCAUAUGGAUUGUUCCGAACCUGCAGGUUUUACAUGGAUGACAGCCUAGUAAUUGAUGACAAAACAACAAAAUUAAAGAACUCCACACUGGACUUCCUUGCCCUGGAGUUACGGUUCUUUGGGGGAAGCAUUGCUGAAGAAAUGGACUCUUUGGUUUCUCACGUCAUGGUGGACAAAAGUGACCUCAGUCGACUGGAGAAAAUAAAGGGAAUAAGGAGAGAGAGGAGGAAGAAGUUUCACAUCGUCACAAGAGACUGGGUCCGACAAUGUAUGGAAGAGGGAACUUUAGUGUCAGCACGCAGCUUUGAGCCAUGAAGUUUCUUAUCACCACAAAAGACAGGGUUAAACAAUUUAUUGAGGAGGGAACAUAAGUGUUAGCACAUAGCUUAGAACCAACUGAAUGGAACUUAUUAUAAUGUAAACACUCACAUCAGUCUGAAAAAACAAACUCAUCAUUCACAGAAGUGUUGAAAAUUUCUUAGGUCAUCAUCAUAUGUUAUUUACUUUAGCCAGGAAAGUUCUACUGUUGAAUCAGAACUGAUGCAAUAUGUUAUUUUUAAAAAAUCUCAGGGUGAAGCAAAACUAUAUUGUGUGACUUCUAUUGCAGACUUGAGAAAAACAAAUAGAACUUUUCACAAAUGAUCCUUGUCUAGGUUCCUGUUUACAAUAUGUUAUUGACAGAAAAUAUGCCAAUAGUGAAUU
Molecule: messenger RNA, 3152 nt
Organism: Ylistrum balloti
Lineage: Eukaryota; Metazoa; Mollusca; Bivalvia; Pectinida; Pectinidae
Product: DNA ligase 4-like
Exons: 18
Coding region: 18-2765 (915 amino acids)
Biological process (GO): nucleotide-excision repair, DNA gap filling; DNA recombination; double-strand break repair via nonhomologous end joining
Cellular component (GO): DNA ligase IV complex; DNA-dependent protein kinase-DNA ligase 4 complex
Molecular function (GO): ATP binding; DNA binding; DNA ligase (ATP) activity
Source: RefSeq, a predicted model, not a curated record